Molecule: messenger RNA, 2665 nt
Organism: Zeugodacus cucurbitae (melon fly)
Lineage: Eukaryota; Metazoa; Arthropoda; Insecta; Diptera; Tephritidae
Gene: Abi
Product: abl interactor 2
Exons: 7
Coding region: 199-1656 (485 amino acids)
Molecular function (GO): SH3 domain binding
Source: RefSeq, a predicted model, not a curated record
UGACAUUUUCUUUUACGCAUGUUAUCCGUUGUAUAGUUCGUCAUCUUUGGUAUUUUUUGCAGUCGAAAAAUGUGAGCUCAUAUUUAUUGCAAAUAUUUUCAUUAUAUUGGCACCAUAAAUAUAUUUUAAAUUGGCUGAAAGUGUAUAAAACUUUGAGCGGUAUCAACUUAUUUUUCAACUGUUGCCGUAUGGUCGGUCAUGGCCAGUGAAAACAUAAUGGACGAAUUAGCAUCAUUAAUACGUACGGAAAUUCCGGAUGGCAGACAGAGUUUGCGUGAUAGUUAUACAAAUUUAGAACGUGUUGCCGAUUAUUGUGAGGACACGUAUUACCGUGAGGAGAACAAAAAAGCGGCACUAGAGGCUACCAAAAACUAUACAACGCAGUCAUUGGCCAGUGUGGCUUAUCAGAUUAAUACUCUCGCUUAUAGUUAUAUGCAACUUUUAGAGUUGCAAGCACAACAAUUAUGUGAAAUGGAAUCACAAAUGAAUCAUAUUGCUCAAACAGUGCAUAUUCACAAAGAAAAAGUGGCUCGACGUGAAAUUGGUGUGCUUACUGCUAAUAAAGUAAGCUCACGACAAUUCAAAAUAGUCGCGCCCAUUAAUCCAGAAAAACCAAUCAAGUAUGUACGCAAGCCAAUUGACUAUUCGAUAUUGGAUGAUAUCGGUCAUGGUGUUAAUUCUACGCAAACACGCCAACAAAAGCAUCGUGGAUCUAGUCAUGGGUCCAUACAAUCAUUGGCAACAUCUUCGCUGGCACCCUCCGUCGGUCCGCCACCAACUACAAAACCACCAACACCACCGCAAAUGACACGCGGAAAUACUGGUACACUGGGUAAAUCUUCGAUGAGCAACACCGGUACGCUUGGCAAAAGUUCGCGUGAAUAUCGAACGCCACCGGUUGUUAAUCCACCACAAGUGCCUUCGCACUAUGCACCCAACUAUCCGAUUGGGCAUCCAAAACGUAUGUCAUCAGCUUCCUCAAGCACCACAGUCACCGGUAUCAGCAGUAUGGGUAUUGGUGGACCGGGCGGCACUAGUGGUGCACCAAGUGUGGUUAGUGAACGUGAACGUGAGCGCGGCGGUGGUUAUAGUGCAUUGCCUAUGCCGCCUAGUCAACAAAUAGCAACGCAUGUCAAUUUACCAUCAGCGGGUAUGAUGCAAUCUUUGCCACCACCACCGCCAACAACAUACGACGACAGAAGCAGUAUGCCGCCGCCACCAUCGCCACUCACUGUUUCACAACAUGAAAUUAGCGAACAAAGUCACAUUGGUAUGCACACACUGGGCAGAAAUCACAACAGAAAUAAUUUCAGUGUGAACUUUGCAAGACCUGGCUCACAGUCGCCACCACUACCACCGCCACCGCCGCCUGAGGAGGAACAUCAAGACUUUGGACGGCCACGUACAUCGGCAGGACAAGGUCAAUUGGCGCCUAUCGUGCCCGAGGAUCAGAACUUACCCGGUUGGGUGCCAAAGAAUUACAUCGAAAAGGUUGUCGCAAUUUAUGAUUAUUAUGCCGAUAAAGAUGAUGAAUUGAGCUUUCAAGAAAGCUCUGUCUUAUAUGUGCUAAAGAAAAACGAUGAUGGUUGGUGGGAAGGCGUAAUGGACGGUGUGACCGGUCUGUUUCCGGGUAAUUACGUGGAGCCAUGUGUGUAAACGUGAACAAACGUGUGUAACGUGUCAAUGACACUUAGUGGUGUUUUCAAAGUGCAACUAAAGUGAAAUAAAUGAAAUCACACACGUGCACAUAUGCAUAACUAAAUUGCCUAAAACGCUAAAUGUUACGCCGCAAAUGGGUAUUGAAAGUAUUUAAAAAUUAUUACAAUUACCAGCAAGAUAUAUUAAAGCGUAUAUUAUAAGGCAAAGCUGAGUGUUAAACAAUUCCAAUUUCCAACAUCAAUAGCAUUAAAUAGUCUGUGUUUAAGCGCGCAGUUAUUCCACGUAGUUUAAAAUUGAAAAACACAAAUAAUAAUAAAAUAACAACAAAUAAGCAUAAUAUUGGUGAAUGUAAUGUUAAUUGUGUAUGGCCUUUUCGACGCGAAAACUAAAACGCAAUAUUAUCGUUAUGCUGCGGAAUUAGUUGUGUGGCAGUAUAGUCAGAAAAGGUCGUACAUUAAACAUAAUACAUUUUUAUAGCAUUUUUUACACAAAAAAAAAAAUAAUAAUAAUAAUAACGACGAAGUAAACACAUUAAACUUAUUCAGAUGUAUGAAGAGCACAGUUAACGAAAGUAAAGUUACAUAGAGAACAAUAAUACUAGCUGCAAUUAACUGAAUUAAUUCAAUUACGUAUUCUAACUAACUUGAUAGGUAUUUGUGUAUGAGGCACAAAAAUGCUCGCAACGAUUCCUUUCUAAACGCCUGCAUUUAUUUGUAUGUAUGUAAAUCUUUUAUUAAACUAUAUAUAUUAUAUAUGUCUUCGAAUUAUACAAAUACCCAUACUCUUAAACUAUACUAUAUACCUUGCAUAAAUGACAGUCGACGUUUGUGUUUGUGUGCGCGUUUAAAAGAAGUAGCAAGCAGCAAAGAAAAAAAGAAAAACCGUUUUUGGUUAGCACAGUGUUGUGUUUAAAUUAAUUAUGGGUUGGCAAGUACCACGCCACAACUGUCUUCUUUGUGAAGUGCGCAGCUCGCGUCAAACUAUUUUGCAUUUUUUUAAUUAAAAU